AUGACAGAAUGUCACACUAUCAGAGGUCUGUGUGGUGUUUUCCUGGACAGCAUCUUGCACUAUGUCAAGACAGAGCCUGUCAUGGACUCCUGGUAUGUUGCUGCUGUAUAUGAGCACAACUUAAUCCUGAAAUCGAAGCCUGAUGUCCCCCUGUCUCGCCUCGAUGCCCUGCAGCACAUGCAGAAAAACCUGGAUAUCUAUGAGGAGCAGGCUGCCCAGGCUGCUCAGCAGGGUGCCCAGAUCCUGGUGUUUCCAGAAGAUGGUCUUCAUGGUUUUAACUUCAGCCGUUCUUCCAUCUCUGGCUACCUAGAAACCAUUCCUGAUCCCCAGCAGGAGAGCUGGAACCCCUGCACAGAGCCGGGCAAAUACAACAACACUGAGGUUCUCCAGCGUCUGAGCUGUAUGGCCCGUCGUAACAAGCUCUACCUGGUGGCCAACAUGGCUGACCUGCAGCCCUGCCCCCUGAAGACUGACCCCACCUCCUCCUGUCCCUCUGAUGGACGCUGGCUGUUUAACACCAACGUGGUUUUCAGUUCAGAUGGCCUGCUGGUGGCUCGCUACCAUAAACAUAACCUUUUCCUCUUUGAGCCACACUUUGACACGCCGCCGCAACCUGAGAUCAUAACGUUCGAUACACCUUUUGCUGGAAGGUUUGGCCUCAUGAUCUGCUUUGACAUCUUGUUCCACAAGCCCACAGUUGCCCUGGUGGAGAAGGGUGUGCGUCAGCUGGUCUACCCAACAGCCUGGAUAAACCAUCCCCCCCUAAUGGACGCGGUCCAGGUCCAGCAGGCAUUCAGCUUAGGUGCCAAUGUCACCCUGCUAGCGGCCAACAUUCGUUAUGACCAACUGAAGAUGAGAGGAAGUGGUAUCUACACCCCUUUUUCUGCCACCUACCACUACGCCCAGAAAGGAGACCCAGAGGAGGGCAGGCUGCUGGUGGCCAGGGUGCCAGUCUUAGACCCACUGUGGGUGCGGAAGAAUGUAACCACAAAGGAGGGGGUAGUUAGGAGUGAGUCCACAUCAUCUACUGCUACAGACUCUGGAUUCUGUCACCAAGAGAGCUGUUCUGAUUCUCCCCCUCCUGAAAAUGCUUCAUCAGUUCCUCCCUCCUCUGCCACCUUCAUCUCAUCCAUGAUUUUUGACCCAUUUACAUUUGUCCUCUUGAACGAGACAGAGGGCAAAGUGAAUGUGUGUAAUGGCACCUUUUGCUGUCACCUGCAGUACCGGCAGUUACCACAGGGUGACAGUAAAGAGCUCUACGCAUUGGGGGCAUUUGCUGGAACACACACUAUGUAUUCACGCAUGGCCCUGCAGGUGUGUGCACUAGUCCGCUGUGCAGGGUUGGACACCAGUUCCUGUGGACAGGAAGUGGAAGAGGCUGAGUCUAAAAUGGACUUCCUGUUGGAGGGGAAGUUUGGGACCAGAUAUGUGUACACAUCAGUUUUGGCUAGCAAGAUGGUCCUGGAGCAGCCAGAGCAUCUGGAAACAGCUGCAGAUGGCAGAGUGACCAUGAAACACUCAAACAUGACUGGUGGCCUGGUCACUGCCUGUCUGUACGGACGAAUGUAUCACCUGGACAAUGAAUGAACUGCUUUGAAAUAGAUAGGUGUAUUAGUGGAAAAAUAUCAAAUAAGUUUUUAAAACUGAAUAACAACGAAUGUUCUGACCAAGAGUGGGUAUGUUGUUACACAUUUGUCUUCUUUUCUUUCUUUUUUUUCAUUUGACAAUGAAUGAACUGCUUUGAAAUAGUUAAGUUUGUCAGGAGAACAUUUUUAAAUACAUUUUAAAAACAA
Molecule: messenger RNA, 1793 nt
Organism: Perca flavescens (yellow perch)
Lineage: Eukaryota; Metazoa; Chordata; Actinopteri; Perciformes; Percidae
Product: biotinidase
Exons: 7
Coding region: 1-1587 (528 amino acids)
Molecular function (GO): hydrolase activity, acting on carbon-nitrogen (but not peptide) bonds, in linear amides
Source: RefSeq, a predicted model, not a curated record